Messenger RNA from Bicyclus anynana (squinting bush brown), 2343 nucleotides. RefSeq names its product ADP-ribosylation factor 1 (gene Arf79F). Gene Ontology annotation, molecular function: GTPase activity; GTP binding. Gene Ontology annotation, biological process: vesicle-mediated transport; intracellular protein transport. Gene Ontology annotation, cellular component: plasma membrane; cytoplasm. Bases 179 to 727 code for a protein of 182 amino acids. The record is from RefSeq and is a predicted model, not a curated record. The transcript has 5 exons. Lineage: Eukaryota; Metazoa; Arthropoda; Insecta; Lepidoptera; Nymphalidae.
UAUGUAUAUUUAAAGCUGGCCACUUUCGCCAAUACGUGGCAUAGGCACGAACAACUUCCACGUUCGCCGCCAUUUUGACAUCCAGCGAAUAGUAGAGACUUCAGUGGAUUGAAGCAUUUUUACUUGAUAUUAAUUAGAGUUUCUCGAAAAAAAAAUACACGGCUUAUAAAACAACAAAAUGGGGAAUAUGUUUGCAAAUUUAUUUAAAGGCCUGUUUGGCAAAAAAGAAAUGAGAAUAUUGAUGGUUGGUCUUGAUGCAGCUGGUAAAACCACAAUCCUAUACAAACUUAAAUUAGGAGAAAUUGUAACAACAAUUCCCACAAUCGGAUUUAAUGUGGAAACUGUAGAAUACAAAAACAUCAGUUUCACUGUUUGGGACGUAGGCGGUCAGGACAAAAUCAGGCCACUAUGGAGGCACUAUUUUCAGAAUACACAGGGUCUCAUCUUUGUAGUAGACAGUAAUGACCGAGAGCGUAUCGGCGAGGCGCGCGAAGAGCUCAUGAGAAUGUUAAGUGAAGAUGAGUUACGAGAUGCUGUACUGCUAAUCUUCGCAAACAAACAGGACCUGCCAAACGCCAUGAACGCGGCGGAGAUAACGGACAAGCUGGGGCUGCACUCGCUGCGCAACCGCAACUGGUACAUCCAGGCCACGUGCGCCACCUCCGGCGACGGCCUGUACGAGGGGCUCGACUGGCUCUCCAACCAGCUCAAGAACGCCAACCGCUAACCUCCUGUGCACCCUCACAGACUAAUCUGAUUACUGAAAGAGACUAUGGUUUAAGAUAUGUUAACUUUAUUUGCUAUAAAUUAAUACGAUGUAUUAUGUGCGGUAUCAUUAAUGUAUUAAGGUAGUAUUCCGAUUUUGGCGACCGCGACGCGCGAACGCGACCUGCGACUGCGAUCUGCGACCGCGCGACCCACUGCUUUAUGAUCGCGCGUCGCGGUCUCCGGCUUCGUUUAGUGCUCCAUAUAAAUUCAUACUAAGCAGUGGGUCGCGCGGUCGCCAAGAACGGAAGGCUACCUUUACUGUGUCACCGGCGGCCCUAUCGCUUGCACCGACGCCCGACGCCGCGUUGACUAUCCGAACUAUGAUAUAUUGAUUUGUACAAAAACAUAGAGGUCGUAUGCUGUACUUAGUGCGAUGCGGUAAUCAGUCAGGGAUUGCGUUUGUACUGUCUCUGAACAAAUAGUGUGUAAUAUGUAAAGAUUGCAAACGUAAGUUUAUUUUUUCGCGUUUUUGAAAAUGUAUCUGUAAACAAAUUUUCUAAUCAAACGAAACGGUGUACAUUAAAUUGAUCGCGCAUUGUGAUGUGGAUAGGUAGGUACAUAAUAUGUGUAGCUGACUCGUGAUAUAAUGAAUCACAGCAUAACUUGUUUUAUAUGUAUACUAUAAUGUGGAAUAAGUUGUCGUAAUAAAGUAUUUAAAGUUAAUUCACUUCAAUGACUUUAAUUCACUAGAGUAGUAUUGCCUGUAGUGGGGGUACAAUUGGAUAUUAAUCAUUCAAAAUAUAUGCCUGAAAAGUAAUAGUACAACUGAUAAAUCCAUUCAUGAGAUAUAAAGGUAGACUUUUGUUCUUGGCGACCGCGACCUGCGACCGCGCGACCCACUGCUUUAUAUGGAGUACUAAACAAAAGUGGUCGCGCGUCGCGGUCUCGGGCUUUGUUUAGGGCUACAUAUAUAUUCAUACUAAGCAGUGGGUCGCGCGAUCGCAGGUCGCGGUCGCCAAGAACGGAAGGCUACCUUAAGGAUGCUCGACACUGUCGGAACCUAUUCACAUCGCUUUGUGGUAGUUUUUCUUACUGACUUCACUUUCCACUUUUGUAUUGUGGUUGUACUCACUUUGAGCGUAUUCCUCUAAUUUGAACUAACUUUUUUUAAUGAUGAUAGAUUAUUGUUUAUCGAAGUUAACUAGGUAGAGUAAGCUGUUAUGUAUUUUACAUUGGAUCACAUUUUAAAAUCAUUUCAGGCGGCGUCUAUCGUUUGUAGAACGGCUCGUCGCGACCUGCAUUUAUAGUUGACUUUCAUGACGAACCGAGAUUUAAUUUAGAUAUAAUAUGUAUUAGAUGGUCAUGAUAUGUUGGGAGUGUCCUGCGCAGGAACGAGUGGUCAGAACUCUCGAUGGUACUCUGCUCUUACACAAUUAAUUAUAACUUAGCAUUUUUAUAAUAAUUUAGAAGAAAUUGUUAAAACACAAUUCAAGGAUAUGAAUUAUGUUGGCGUGUGGUGGAGAUUAAUUAUUAUUUUUUAUUUUUAUGAUGGAAAUCAAGAAGAUUCAAUGAAAGCGAAAUGUGACAUUCCGGUUUGUCUUAUGCUGUAUUAUGGAAUAAAAUAUCCUCACCAAA